Messenger RNA from Aspergillus ochraceoroseus IBT 24754, 2448 nucleotides. RefSeq lists its product as uncharacterized. NCBI's taxonomy places the organism in Eukaryota, Fungi, Ascomycota, Eurotiomycetes, Eurotiales, Aspergillaceae. The transcript has a single exon. Bases 51 to 2354 code for a protein of 767 amino acids. The record is from RefSeq and is a predicted model, not a curated record.
CCUCACAACAUUCUGAACUGAACCUCCAUCCAACCCAUUACCGAGAUAUUAUGGCUGGUAAUAGAUCGCCAGAUUACAAGGCUCUCUUCCUCAAAGUGGAAGAGGAACGAAGGCAGGAAGCAGAAUUACGAAGGCAGGCAGAAGACCGAGUGAAACAGGCAGAAGACCGAGUGAAACAGGCACAAGAUCGAGAGAAACAGGCACAAGAUCGAGAGAAACAGGCACAACACCGAGAGAAACAAGAAGCAGAGUUACGAAAGCAAGCAGAAGUGCAUACCCAACCGACAGCUUUUAGGGUGUUUGUUCAAGCUUGUCACAAUUUACUUUCUCUUCCAUUGAAAGUCGGCACGCCAGCUAAGUCCACGAAGGGGAAGAUCCCACCACCUACUGGCAAAUACUGCCCAACACAACUUCGCUACUGGUCGGACUGUCCAGCACAGCAGCAAGAAAUAUUUGAUGCGGUUUAUACUUACCUGCAACCAACAGGAGAAGAUGGACCCCAACUAUUUGCACCCCUAGUUGAACUGCACGGCCUCAGUCGACGCUUUUCCCGCCGAAAGCUGCGAAGUGAAAAGGAUCUUGAGAGUUACGAGCGAUUCGCUGUUGAAGAUCAUGUCCAUGAUAUUAUAGCCGAACUGUGCAAGAUACCGGCCGCCCGAGAGAAAUUCCAGCUUGGCGAUGGAAUUAUUUUUGAGAAUCAUGCGAAUACCCUAGAUGAACCACAAGACGACGAUGACGAUAUAGAAGCGGUUGAUCUAUCAAGUACACAACAUCCAAGACCGGAUCAGUUUUGUAUCCAUCGAGUUGACGGCACUACCAAUACCUUACUGACCACAGUCGAGUACAAACCGCCGCAUAAGCUCAGGAUAGAGGAUGUACGGUCGGGCCUUCGAUCCAUGGACUUUUGGAAGGAUGUCGUCAACCAGAACAAAAUACCUACCGAUAUGGAUAAAAAGCUGAAGUAUAACGCGGAACAGCUGGUUGGCUCUGUGUUAACUCAGGAAUAUCACGUUAUGAUUCAAGAGGGGCUGGAAUAUUCCUAUAUCACGAACGGGUUGUCUUUAAUUCUUCUCCGCGUUCCACAUGACGAACCCAGUACGCUUUAUUAUUACCCCUGUGAACCCAAUCUCGACGUGGAUUUAGAGGAUCCCGAUAUCAUUCUGCAACCGAAAACCACGAUCGCUAGGGUAUUAUGCCUCUGCCUGAUAUCUUUUCAUUCCCGGAUCCGUGAUCAAGCGUGGCGGCAAGCUGCAAGAUCUCAGUUACAUAUAUGGGAGACAAGUUUCGACCAUACACGGUCCCAGAUUCCUAAUGAAGAGCUACAGAAAGCCCCUCCUGACUCAGAAUAUACAGGCUCGGAAUCUACAGGCUCGGAAUCUACAGGCUCGGAAUCUACAGGCUCCGAGUAUUUGCCCUCAUCUCCAUUAUCGCCCACCAAGGAACCGCGUCGAACCUCGGCCCGAUUUCGAGGUGACUGUGCACCCAUUGAAAUGAUGUCUCAGAACGAACGCAUGGAUUCAUCUGACUCCGACGCAGGCCCAGCAACCCAGAAUCGAAAGCGAGGCUUCAGCCAAGUUAUGUCUUCGCCGUCUAGUCAACAUUCAUCACGUCCAACGGAUUCGACGCCUCCUUCUAGUGGUCAAUACCAACAGCACGCGUCACGAUUCUGUACGCAGCGGUGUCUGUUAGGUCUACAGCAGGGGGGUGCAUUAGAUGGCCUUUGUCCUAAUGUCCAACUCCAUCGGCAAGGCCAGGAGCGUGACCGACAUAGUAUCGAUGCAAAACAGCUGGUGCAGCUGCUGAAAGAGCAGCUCGAUCAAGACCUCGACCACAACUGUACGCCGUUCGGAGUUUGUGGAUCAUACGGUGCACCAUUCAAGAUUACAUGCGCUGCAUAUGGCUAUACGGUGGUUGGAAAGGGGACCACGUCCCGACUCUGGAAGGAGGUCUCCGGUGAAGCAGAGAUAUACCGGGUUCUGCAGAAGGCACAGGGGCUUGCCGUCCCGGUUUUUCUUGGCGCUAUUGAUUUGAAAAUGAUGUUCUUCCUCCACGGAGCUGGAGAGAUCCGACAUAUGCUGCUUAUGGGUUGGGGGGGGAGGAGUAUCGGAACAGCAGAGAGUUUGACGCUACGCCAGGAGAUCUCCAGGUCCAAAAAGCAGGUCCGUAAGUUAGGCGUCAUGCAUGAGGACCUGCGGCCUGAAAACAUGUUAUGGAAUGACGAACUGGGUCGGAUCAUGAUCAUAGAUUUUCACCGGUCUCAAAUCGACCGCCGCCCGGCAGCAGAGCGGGUUGGAUCUUUGAAGAGACGACUCAAUAUCCGGCCGGGCCAGUCCAAACGACCUCGAGUAUAUUAGAGUACUUUUGAGUCAGUUGUCUUUGUUUUCAUGACCAGACUACAAUUAUUUCAACCAGCGAAACACAUUUCCAGAUUAAGAGCUUGGUCUAAUU